Stegostoma tigrinum is the source of this 11520-nucleotide messenger RNA. RefSeq names its product rho-related BTB domain-containing protein 2-like. The record is from RefSeq and is a predicted model, not a curated record. Lineage: Eukaryota; Metazoa; Chordata; Chondrichthyes; Orectolobiformes; Stegostomatidae. Bases 463 to 2595 code for a protein of 710 amino acids. Gene Ontology annotation, molecular function: GTPase activity; GTP binding; ubiquitin protein ligase binding. The transcript has 10 exons. Gene Ontology annotation, cellular component: cytoplasm. Gene Ontology annotation, biological process: proteasome-mediated ubiquitin-dependent protein catabolic process; small GTPase-mediated signal transduction; regulation of proteolysis.
CCUCCCCAGCUCCUCGCUCUCUGCAGAAUCUCUGCUCCUUUUUAUGAAUGAAGUAACAACUGCAGCAUGAGCCUGUUCCAGCCGAUGGUUAUCAGGAACGAAAAACAAUCUUACUUCAUACAUAAAUCUGCAACCUUUAUUGCCACCUCUCCGAUUGCCACCCCUCCCCCCCACCCCCGUCCUAUCGCUUUCCCACAUUCGGGAGCCAGGAGCAGGGCGCUGUAAUUUUUGCGGAAAGAUGAUUUCUUCAGGGAUUUCGGCUUGUGGCGCGAUCGUUUCUCUGUCUUAGUUCAUAGCGUGAAGUCAUUCCGUUUGCUACAAUGUCGAAUUAUUUAUUUUUAAUUGACACAUUAUUCAAAUGGAUACAAUGACGAAGAUGCUUGCGACUCACUGAAAAAAGGCGAACAGAGAACCUACUUCCUCAUUGAAGAAAGAUUUUUCCAUUCAGCACGCCCAUGGUUGAUGGAUACAAACAUGGACUAUGAAAGACCAAAUGUAGAAACCAUCAAGUGUGUGGUCGUGGGCGACAACGCAGUAGGGAAGACCAGGCUUAUCUGUGCAAGAGCAUGUAAUGCCACCCUGACACAAUACCAACUAUUGGCCACUCAUGUACCAACAGUCUGGGCCAUUGAUCAGUACCGUGUGUGCCAGGAGGUUCUGGAACGUUCACGCGAUGUGGUUGACGACGUCAGUGUUUCAUUGCGGCUCUGGGAUACGUUUGGUGAUCAUCACAAGGACAGGCGCUUUGCCUAUGGCAGAUCUGAUGUGGUCGUGCUUUGUUUCUCCAUUGCAAACCCCAACUCUUUGCAUCACGUUAAGACUAUGUGGUACCAGGAGAUUAAGCACUUCUGUCCACGUGCCCCUGUCAUUUUGGUUGGCUGCCAGUUGGACUUGCGAUACACUGACUUGGAAGCGGUUAAUCGUGCACGGAGGCCUCUUGCAAGGCCAAUACGACACAAUGAGAUUUUACCUCCAGAAAAGGGUCGUGAGGUAGCCAAAGAAUUGGGAAUCCCCUAUUAUGAAACCAGCGUGGUGGCCCAGUUUGGCAUUAAGGAUGUCUUCGAUAAUGCCAUCAGAGCUGCCUUAAUUUCCAGGCGGCAUCUACAGUUCUGGAAGUCACAUCUGAGGAAUGUUCAAAAGCCUUUACUCCAGGCUCCAUUCCUACCUCCGAAGCCACCUCCCCCCCUCAUCACUGUCCCAGAUCCCCCCAAAACCAAUGAAGAGCAUCCUGCCCACCUGUUGGCCAAUCCUCUUUGCGCAGAUGUCAUCCUGGUGCUUCAGGACAAGGUUAAAAUCUACGCUCACAAGAUUUAUUUGUCUACCUCCUCCUCUAAAUUUUAUGACUUGUUUCUAAUGGACCUCAGUGAAGAGCCAGAGUCUGGUAGUGGAAGAGCAAUGAGCCACAAUGACAGGCAGGGCAGGGAAUACUUAAUGAGAGCUGCCAGUUUUGAUGUCAGUGAAAGCACAGAUGAAGUUCCAGCCACCCAACCACUAUCCAAUCUUCGAGCCUCUACCAGCGAUGGUAUCUUGAAACUCAAUGCCUGUGAUCAUAGUGCAAGAGCAAAAUCAUGGCUCAAAAGAAGAAAGAUUUUGUCAUCAUGGAGCAGAGCUUUCAUCAGCAUCCAGGAAGAGAUGGCAGAAGAUCCCAUCACGUUGAACAGUCGGCUCAUGACUGUUGUCAGAAUGGACUACUCUGUUCAUCCUGAUGCAUUCAGCGCUGUCAUGCGUUACUUGUACACUGGCCAGCUGGAUGAGAAUGAGAAGGAGCUGAUGCAGAUAGCCCACAUUGCAGAGCUGCUGGAGGUUUUUGACUUGCGUAUGAUGGUCGCCAAUAUUUUAAACAAUGAGGCCUUCAUGAACCAAGAGAUUACCAAAGCCUUCCACGUGAGGCGGGCAAACCGUGUCAAAGAAUGCCUUGCCAAAGGGACCUUCUCAGAUGUGGUUUUUAAGCUAGAUGAUGGGACGAUCUGUGCACAUAAGCCCUUGCUGAUUUCCAGCUGCGACUGGAUGGCUGCAAUGUUCGGAGGUCCAUUUAUGGAAAGUUCGACUAAGGAGGUGUACUUUCCAAACACAUACAAGAGCUGCAUGCAAGCUGUGCUGGAAUACCUGUACACAGGACAGUUCUGUUCUAGCCCAGACCUGGAUGCCAUGGAACUCAUUGUGCUGGCAAAUCGUCUCUGUCUACCUCACCUGGUAGCAUUAACAGAGCAGUACACCGUAAUGGGCCUGAUUGAAGCAACACACCAGGGUGUAGACAUAGAUGGAGAUGUUCUCCUGUUCCUGGAAAUGGCUCAGUUCCACUGUGCCCGUCAACUCGCUGAGUGGUGCCUGCAUCACAUCUGCACAAACUACAACAACGUAUGUCGCAAGUUUCCCAGAGAAAUGAAGGCAAAGUCUCCUGAAAACCAGGACUACUUUGAAAAGCACCGCUGGCCUCCUGUCUGGUUCCUAAAAGAGGAUGAUCACUACCAGCGAGCUCGGAAGGAACGUGAUAAAGAGGAUUACUUGUGCCAGAAACGCCAGCUCAAGCGCAAGUGGUUUUUCUGGAAUUCAAGUUCACCUUCCACAGCCUCGUCCUCCUCCACUGUUGUUUGAAACUAUGGCUUGGAUUGAUGGGUCCCAUCUUUCUUUGGAAAAAAAAACUGUUGGUUCUUCCAGCGCAUGGUGGUUUGAAGGCCUUAGUUUCCGGUUGGCCAAGCCUUCACUGGAUUUUAAUUACCAGGGGGCCAGACAGGUGCGAAGUGGCUAGACUAUGGCAGCCAAAGUGAGUUUUUAUUUUCUGAUGGCUGGUGUGAACUUCUCUCUCUUUUUCUGUCUGUCUAUCUCCUUCUCUCUCUCCUUCUCUGUCACUCUCUCUCUCUCACACACACACACACACACACACACACACACACACACGCAUAACAUUAAUAAAACUGAGCUGUUGGCUCGUCCCCAUGACUAUUACUAGAACAGAUUUGGGAGAGUUUGAUGAUACUGAACCCUCAAUCACAUUGAUCGAAUCAGAUAAACUGCAGUAAAGCAGUGGGAGAUUUUUGGUCAUGAUUUCAUAACUGGAAACUUGUGUUAAACCUGGUUACUGACAGGAGGCCAUCUAGUACGGUGGUACAUUUUAGAGAAGCAUGAUAACUCCUUUGCGUGGAUCCUACUGUGGCUGAGCCAGCUCUGGUAAAAAUUGGUAUAUUCUCAGACUUAUACUUGGGUACAAUUUGAAUGGUUCUUAUCAUCUAUACCGAAUGCUCAUAGCUUUUGUUUAAAGAAUGAGAAGUCAGGGUUAGUUUCAUGGAAUUUUAGAAACAAAAGACUUAUUUUCCUCCCAAAUGUCAGAAUGUCACCGAAGUUGAUUUUGUUAUUGUCAACUUGAAAAGUAAUCCCUGCAUUUGGAAUUUAUCCUUGCAUGCUGGGCCCAAAUUCUAAACGUGCAUAUUUUGUAUUUGAAAAACUGAAGUAAAAUCGGCUAGAAGUUUAUCAGUGAAUAAAUCUCAGUCAGGAGCAAGGUGAUUCCUUCUCCAUAUGACAUGUAAGACUCAGUAUUGUAAAAUGAUACGUGCGCAAACCGAACUCAGACACACCAAGAGAAGACAAUGUGAGGUUAUGGGUGAGUGCUUAGAAUUAUUUACCUCACAGCUCCAUGGAGGUUUACACACAGUAAUUUUUGCAGGUGUACUUUUUCCCCAAUUGUGAUACUUCAGCAAAAAUCUGACCAUUUUCCUCAUGUUGCAUUUUGACUGAACUGUACGAAAAGCGACGGUACAGGACAACCUUAGGGAGAGACUGAAUCCAGGGUCGGAAACAGUAUCUAUGGAUAUUUUUGAUACAUCUUUUAUGUAUUGAAUUUUUCUUCAUGAUGUGCAUCAAGGAUGUCCUCCAGGUUUGGGCCAUUGGAAACUGGAAUGGAAUAUGGGAGAAGUGAGUUUUUCUUUUCACCCAUUUCCAUUUCCUUCAGCUUGUGAUGGAAAAAUAAUUAAAUGCUGUGAUUCUAGGGUUGAACAGUUUUAAACUCGAAGCUUGGUUACAGUAGAUAUACAGACGGACCAGCAAUGCAGUGCUCCAGUGCUGUUUGACUACCGUAUGCAUUCCCUGAGGCUGUGUGCUUGUCCUGUGAGUGAUACAUUGCUGCUGCGGGCACAUUGGAAUUGCCAGACUAUUCCAAGUGAUCUCAUGCAACAAAACAGGGCUUGUGUUGAAUUGAUCCAAAACGAGUGUAAAUUAGCAAAGUUUGAGUCAUGAAGCAAGGAGAAGGCACACUUUCUUGUGGCAUUUCCUUCGCAAGCAGGCACUGAUAUGCAUCACUUGUAUGUGGCGAUAACCAGGUCUAAUUUCAAGUGCCUGUGGCAUCUCGUAGAUUCAUUGUGCAAAACCAGAACUCACAACGAACCUGAUGGUGGUUUAUUGUAAUUCUACCAAUUGCUGGGCUUGUGCACUUCAACAUGUAGAAAGUAUCUACUUGACGAGUUUUUGUGUUGUGAAUCCUUUCAAUUGAACACUCAGUCCCUUUAAAUUCUUAUUCAUUGUAGGAAUUUAAAGUAGUCUUUUUAUGCGAAGCAAACAUUUAUCUUCAUUUGUUGCCUUGUGAAUCAACAUGAACUGUUUGUUUUUAAGCAAAUUGGAGAUAUAUCUUGGGUGGUUGGUUAACAGAAAGUAAUUGAGUUGAAGAAUAAAGUGAAUGUGAAAAUAUUUUAAAUAUUGUCAUUUGGUAAGUUUUGUCUCUUGAGUAUAGGGCUCCUUGUGUAAAUACACUAAAAUGUCUUUAAAUGUGGUUUGAAACUACUCUCUACUUUAGAGAUAGAACCUUGUAAAAUGUGGAACGUGCCAAUUUCUGCUGUUGGAGGAGUAGGGCAUUUGCAGCUAGUGCCUAGGGCAGAAUUGGGAGAUGCCCCCCCCCCAACAGUACCCAAACUCAAAGGUUUUUUUCCUUUAUUCAUUUACGAGAUGAGGACCUUGCUGGCAAGGCAGCAUUUAUUGUCCAUCCCUAAUUGCCCAGAGGGCAGCUAAGAGUCAACUACAUUGCUGUGGGUCUGGAGUCGCAUGUAGACCAGACCAGGUAAGAUGGCAAUUUCCUUCUGUAAAGGACAUUAGUGAACCAAAUAGUUUUUCCCGGUAAUCAACAAUGGAUUUCUGGUCAUCAUUAGAUUCUUAAUUCCAGAUAUUUACUGAAUUCAAAUUCCACCAUUCGAACUGAGUCCCCGGAACAUUGUCUCUGUGUCUCUGGACUAACAGUCCAGUGAUAAUACAACAAGAACAUUGCCGUAGAAAUACAGAGGUGGUUCAAUGGUCAGGUCAUUUGCCUGGUGGACAGAGCCCCUGGACAGUACUGUUCUAUAUUCUUUGGGUGGACCACAUCUGGGCCUGAGAGAAGAAAUAAAGAAAUGAAAAACAAAACCAGAGACAGACAGUGUAUAGAAAGAAGGCAGUCUGGCUUUGCACGUGGACCCUUCAGUCAGAAGUAGGAAUCGAUUGAUCACCAGAAGACACUGAUGUCAUGUCAUUGCUUAAGAAGUAGAGAGACAGAGAGAGACCAAAGAGCGAUUGUGCUAGACAGGGAAAAGCAGCCAAGGAAGUAUAAAACUGCAGCUUUCAACUGCCCAGUAGUUGUCAGCUUGGUCAAGCUAAAGAAGUCCUUCAGAUCCAGACAUCAGGUGCCAGUAGUUCAAGGUUGCUCGGCUGUUCUGCCUACUUUGUGGAGAAAGGAUUUGUUUUUGGCAGUUCGUCAGGGCCAUCCCUGAUCCUUGGAAUCUUUGGCUUAGCCAGAUUUAUUCAAGGCAUAAAUCUUGACUUGCAACCUCAUUUGAAUAGUGUAAGGUGUAGGAGACUUCAUUCAGCGCAGUCUAUCUCAGAGCAGCUGCUGAAAAAUUAAAACCGUGGCAGUCUAGGGCUGUGACGGGGGCAAGCAUUUCUGAAAUCUUUGCGUUCUGAAUACUUCGAACAGAUUUCAAAACAUGCACUGCAAUUCUUUACUGCAAAUUUUAACACCUCAGAUACAUAUUCAUGUAUGAAUCUUGUUGAUUUGAUCUGUAUGGCAGCAUAAGGUUCCCCAUGGUAGGCUCAUUCAGAAGGUCAGGAGGAAUGGGAUACAGGGGAACUUAGCUGCCUGGAUACAGAAUUGGCUGGCCAACAGAAGACAGCGAGUGGUAGUAGAAGGAAAAUAUUCUGCCUGGAAGUCAGUGGUGAGUGGGGUUCCAGAGGGCUCUGUCCUUGGACCUCUACUGUUUGUAAUUUUUAUUAAUGACUUGGAUGAGGGGAUUGAAGGAUGGGUCAGCAAGUUUGCAGACGACACAAAGGUCGGAGGUGUCAUUGACAGUAUAGAGGGCUGUUGUAGCCUGCAGCGGGACAUUGACAGGAUGCAGAGAUGGGCUGAGAGGUGGCAGAUGGAGUUCAACCUGGAUAAAUGCGAGGUGAUGCAUUUUGGAAGGUCGAAUUUGAAAGCUGAGUACAGGAUUAAGGAUAGGAUUCUUGGCAGUGUGGAGGAACAGAGGGAUCUUGGUGUGCAGAUACAUAGAUCCCUUAAAAUGGCCACCCAAGUGGACAGGGUUGUUAAGAAAGCAUAUGGUGUUUUGGCUUUCAUUAACAGGGGGAUUGAGUUUAAGAGUCGUGAGAUCUUGUUGCAGCUCUAUAAAACUUUGGUUAGACCGCACUUGGAAUACUGCGUCCAGUUCUGGUUGCCGUAUUAUAGGAAAGAUGUGGAUGCUUUGGAGAGGGUUCAGAGGAGGUUUACCAGGAUGCUGCCUGGACUGGAGGGCUUAUCUUAUGAGGAGAGGUUGACUGAGCUCGGUCUCUUUUCAUUGGAGAAAAGGAGGAGGAGAGGGGACCUAAUUGAGGUAUACAAGAUAAUGAGAGGCAUAGAUAGAGUUGAUAGCCAGAGACUAUUUCCCAGGGCAGGAAUGGCUAGCACGAGGGGUCAUAGUUUUAAGCUGGUUAGAGGAAAGUAUAGAGGGGAUGUCAGAGGCGGGUUCUUUACACAGAGAGUUGUGAGAGCAUGGAAUGCGUUGCCAGCAGCAGUUUUGGAAGCAAGGUCAUUGGGGUCAUUUAAGAGACUGCUGGACAUGUAUAUGGUCACAGAAAUUUGAGGGUGCAUACAUGAGGAUCAAUGGUCGGCACAACAUUGUGGGCUGAAGGGCCUGUUCUGUGCUGUACUGUUCUAUGUUCUAUAGUGUCGGGAUGGGGUGGGCAGUGGGUAGCAAUUCUGACUGAUUCUGUUGACAAAGCCAGGUUGCAAGAGCAGCUUUGGCAGCAUCUGUGCGGGGAGGGAGACAGAAACAGGGAACAUUUCCAGUCCUGGAACAGCUGGCCUCAGAACCUGAAACUUUUGAGUUUCUCCAGCCAUUCUCGGUGGGUCUGCUUCCGUAAGGGAUGGAGUAACAUUGCUGUUUAUAUUGGUUGCACGUUGGAAGUGAGGGAAGAGCGAUGUGGCUCUUCCAGCACAAUCCCUGUGGACGCCCAGUCCAGCUGACGAGGUGCAGAUUUAUGCUCACUGCUGUAGAUAAGCGGAGAAGGUGCUUUAGCUGGGAGACAGUCCGCCGUGAAUAUUUCUUGCCACAGCAGGGACAGAUAUUGCUGGGAUGGAGAAGCCUCUCCAAUGAUUGCUUUGCCAUUCGGUUUUGCUUAUGGUGAAGCUGCAUCUGAGCUCCUUCCACUCAGGCUCCUGAACCCUCCUGUCAGCUUCCUUGGCAUAACAAGGUGUGGAGCUGGAUGAACACAGCAAGCCAGGCAGCAUGUCAGGAGCACAAAAGCUGACGUUUCAGGCCUAGACCCUUCAUCAGAAAACUGUGUUUCUGCUCCUAAGAUGCUGCUUGGCCUGCUGUGUUCAUCCAGCUCCACACUUUGUUAUCUCGGAUUCUCCAGCAUCUGCAGUUCCCACUAUCUCUGAUACAGGCUUCCUCGGCAUAUCGACAUGCUGCUGAGGAACGGGCAGAACCUCUGUCCCUCCUGGAGUGCGGUCACACAGAGUUGGGCACUCCGCUCUUGUGCACUGUCAGUCCAGAUGGAAUUUCCACAAAGUAUAUCAUCCCCUUCACCGUCAUUUCCAAGGGGUCUAUUGAUUGGGGAGACGUGUGCACAGGCACACUGUCCGUUUUUCUAUGCGCUCCUUUCCCUGGAGGGAGCAGAUGGAGUGAAGGCGAACUGAACAAACAACACCAACCCCUCAGCACGCAAAGCAUGGGGCAGCGCAGGCCGGGCAAAGGGUGUUCCGUUGCUGAUGGUAAAGCUCCAAGCAGAAUGUGCUCGGAUGGGCACAAAGACGGUGGACAACAGACAGGCAGAACAUGGUUACAGUCAGUCCACUUUGCGGCCUCCGAGCACAGUGAACAAGAACUAGCAUAAAGCAAAGAGUGUGACUCUGACCUGGAUGGAGAGCUUGUGCAGGCACACACAAUCGCAGUCACUUUUGAGAGAGUAAAACAUGCCAGACGGUGGUGGGGUGGGGAGGAGGGUGGUGGUGGCGGCCGUGGGCACGGCGGUGAAAUUCGUUUAAACGUCUCACACAGGCCCAAUGGGGCAGAAUGGCCUUGCGAUGUGCAGUUCAGUUGUUACCUUCGUAACGGUUUCUCUGGCUGAGAGAGGAUUAUGUCUGGGUCCAGUCUUCUUGGAUUGAGGAAGAAAGGUUUAACUAAAACAGCUGAAUGUUACUGAGAGAUAGUAAGAACUGCCUGGAGUCUGAGGUAACACAGUGUGGAGCUGGAGGAACAUUGCAGGCCAGGCAGCAUCAGAUUUUCUGAAGAAGGGUCCCGACCGGAAAGUGUCAGCUUUCCUGGUCCUCAGAUGCUGCCUGGCCUGCUGUGUUCCUCCAGCUCUACACUGUGUUAGCUGAAUCUUACUGACCUGCCCCAUUCCAGCAUUUCUGGGUGUGUGAAUGUGUGUUACUUGGUGAACUGGCUCAUAAUGGAUCUGAAGAACUCAUUGAUAAUGUUCUUUAAAGGGGCCAGCAGCUGCUCUUCCCUACUAUGGGAGACCAGAUCCAGGGGAGGGCGGCAAGCAGGAAGGUAGGUGAUGGACCAACCAGCUAGUACAUUUUACACACCCCUGUCCCACACCUGUUCAAAAUAACAGACAAGAGCGCCUUCUGUAAAAUCCAGUCCCCCUGUGCUUUAGUGCUGGUCAGAAUGCUAUGCUCUGGAUGGUUUGAAACUUUGCUGCAGUGUUCUUGCGGUGGUGAUCUCCUGCAGCUGCUGCAAACUGGCAUGUGCUUGCUGCAGGGAGAGAAACAGAAGUUUGGUCAUGAGAUGUGUCCAAUCACAGAAUCUUCUCAAUGUUUAACUAUGGGAUUACUAAACAGAGCAUUGAAGCAAUGCUGAAAGAUCAGCCAUGUAGAAAAGAAUCCUAUGAGUUUAGCUGGUUGACUAUGAAUAAGCAUUUUGGGACAACUAACUGAACACACUAGGUAAGCAUAUUGGUCUGAUAGCCAGAGAAUAUCUGGUCCUGGUGUGCCGCUCUGAGAAAGGCCUUACUAUUUCACAGUAGAACCUGGCCAACGUUCCUUUCCUCACAAGAAUUCAGAGCUAUUUCCCUGCAUCCUUGCCUGCACUUGCAGCUCAGCCAAAUGAUGGUAAGGGAUACGAAACUGAAGCAGAAGUAGGCCAUUCAGCCCUGAAGAAGAAAAGUCAUCGGCCCCAAAAUGCUUUCACUUCUCACCAUUUGCAUAACAGUAUCAGAUUCACAGCCUGCCUGCAAAGCAUUCCACCAAAGCGUGUUGUACAGGUGCUUGGGCUACACAUAAGCCUCCUUCAGACUCUUUAUUUCAUUGCAUCACUUGGUUCCCUCUGAUUUAAUAUCGCUUGCUGUAGUCAAUACAAUACCACAGACAUCUCUCUCUGUUGGAGAGGGACACAAUGCUUAUACAGGUGGAGAGCAACCGCAGGAUGAGGGGGCAGGUCUGCAUGCAUCCCCACAGCCAUUAGGUACAUGGAUUGAGCCCAUGCUGUUGGCAACAAUUUACAACACACCCACCCCAUCAAACCACCUGAGCCCACUGAUCCCUACACAUUAACAUUUUAAUAUCUUGUUGCCAGUCAUGAGAAUGUGCUUGGUCAGUCAGUGCGAGUGCUUGUGUUAGAAACAGAAGAAUAAAUUAACUUGAUAAGCAGGAGGCCCUCUGACCUCCCUCUGUCAUUCUAUAAAAUUGUGACUGAUCUGAUGUUAGCCUGAAAUCAAUUUUUGAUGUUUUAUAUCAGUGUGGUGUCAUACUGAAGCAGAUCAGGCAAAGGAUUUGAAAUGUAAUUUCUGUUCAAGUUGGCAAAUCCAAGUUCAUCCAGCAGUUUUUGGAGUCAUAAUUGGCCUCAGUGCCUCUGGUGAUCCCACCCACCAUAUCAAUUGGAUACUUAUUGCAUCUCUUGGGAGAGGGGUAAUCUGAUGAGAACAGACCUGGGUACAGCAGUGACGACCUCCACAAUCAAACAAUCCACACUUGCAGUCAAAGUUCUCAAAGGCAAAAACCAGGAGCUGUUGAGCUCUAACUCCACCAUUAGCAAGUGCCUUGAGGAGAGAAUAUUUUUAAAUUAAUAUUCUUAGAACCUGCCGCCCACAGUGCCCCUACCCCUCUCUCCUUUUCCAGGAACAAGACCUAAUUUCCGCUGGCACUAACGGGAGUCAUUAAGAUGGAGUAACAAAUUCUGUACAGAUAUUUGGUUGCAGUUUGAUAAAUUUCAUAACAGCAAACCUCUUGCUGACAAUCUGAUAAUCCUGAACUGAGGGGGGUAAUUUGAACAUAACUCUGCAUCGGGGAGUGUUCUGGGAUCAUGUGGUUUGCUGGUUUUACAAACAGCCGAUAUUGCUCUCCCUUGAGUUUGGUGAAGAGUGAAAUUCAGGCAAAAGCAACAACUGGAAUCUACUUGUGCCUACAACUUAGAAAAAAGGUGCUUCACAGGACAGCUGGUCAAAGAGAAUUUAACAUUGCACCCACAUGAGGUAUGAGGACAGGUGACUGAAAGGCUGAUUCAUGAAUUAUGUGUUAAGAGGUGAAUCAAAGGUAAAAGGAUCAAGGGGUUUUGGGAUUGGGUUCUGAAGCCUUAGGGCCUGAUCCAAGCAGUUGAAGGCACCGCUGUCAAGUAGAGGUGAUAGAAAAUGGGGAAUGCGGAAGAGCCAGACUUAGAGGUCAGCAGACAGUUUGUCAAACUAAUAGGCAUUUCCUAAUGGGCAAGUGAUCUUGAAAGUGCCCCCCUUAAGUUUCUGUUGAUUCUUCAUCCACUUUCAGGUCUUUAAAAAAUUAUAAAGUGCUGGAUAUUUGUAUUCCAUGAGUGCUGCUCAGCUCUGGCUGUGCAAUAUGUCAAUUUAUACCUUAUUACUGUAUAUUUUAAUGCUAGAUAAGUGCUAGAUGUAGUAUUCAGAUGAAUUCAUGUAUUGUUCUUUCUUAUCUUAAAUUGACAAUUGCUGUUAGCUAUUUUCAAUGCGAAGAAAAUAUUUUUGUACCUGUUUGUUGGUGUUGCUGAUGUGUUACUGAAGAGAGAACUAGGAAGUGGAGUAUGUGGCACGUACAAUAUUCGUGUAUUAAAAACAGAAUUAAAAUUCAUCUGUGCUUCUUACUAA